Messenger RNA from Penicillium riverlandense, 2859 nucleotides. RefSeq lists its product as uncharacterized. The transcript has a single exon. Bases 1 to 2859 code for a protein of 952 amino acids. The record is from RefSeq and is a predicted model, not a curated record. Lineage: Eukaryota; Fungi; Ascomycota; Eurotiomycetes; Eurotiales; Aspergillaceae.
AUGCCCAUCAAACUCCCUAAGCUCUCUGCGAGGCGGAAGUCGUCCGGGAACAUUCUGGACGAGGUGGAAUCAGCACCCCAAUCCUCCUUCCGCGUCUUCGAGCGUCCUGGUGGUCCCGUCAGGUCCAUGACCGAUGGCGCCCCGCUGACCAAGCGCAUGAGCGAGGGGAACUUGGUCACCGUCAACCUAGACGACUCCGACAACAUCUUCGCCGAUCGGGCCCUGGACAAACAUCAUCGGUAUGACCGCUCCCCGCUCCUGGAUUCCCUGCGGAAACGACUGACCCGUCGCCCUGACAGUGCCCGAACGUACGAGAGCUCCACGUCGACUCGGCUCAGCUCCUCGUCAACCCUCCCUUCCUCCACGGAGAUCCCUCCACCGGAUGAUGCCUACUCCUCCCCGCAUUCACGACUCCAUGAUAUUCCCGUUCCACCGCAGUUGUCCGGUGCUCUGAGGGCCGCCGGUCGGACAUUCUCGUUUGGUGGACGAUUCAGCAAGAGCUCGAUAUCGUCGAUACAACCGCAACCGCAGGAAAUGCCGGAUACAUCGACCAGGCACCGUGCUAUGACUGGCCGCACCGAUGACACUGCUACGCCGCCGAAGCUGCCAGACGCGAACUUCGACUUCGGCGGAGAUGAUAAUGAUUUUCAUAAUAUGUUUGACAGUUUGGGCAAACGGACUAGUACAGUGAUGCGGAAGCCGUCUCCUCAACCAAUUAAGACAGAUCGAGCAAUCGCUGUUGAGCCUGCACCUUACUCGUGGGGCAGUCAGUACCCUGAGGAUGCCCUGGAUGCUGGGCAGAAUGAGAGCCUGCUGUCCAGGAAGCCUUUACCAGUCGCUCCCGCGUCUGAUGCUCCGUCUGGAUUGCGACGAGCGUCGCCGUCUCCUGCUCAAAUGCUUGCCACGACCUCCCAUCGAUCUCUGGACCGUCUGUCUCGACAGUCCGAUCAAGGAUUGCGGCGGAGUGGAGCAUAUCCUGAACGACGUGAAUCAGACGAGCACAUUGAUGACGAAGAUGCGAAGUUAGUUCGGCAGUCGCUGCUGUGGACUAGAGACAACGCUUUUUCUGCAGAUACUGACGAAGCUCCGAUCGACAAGGGCAAGGGAAUAAGCCCCUCUGAGCACUUGAGUCCGGAUGGCGAUGCUAUGUUCGCGGAUCGUCGGUCGCCAGCACCAACCAAGUCCUUUGACUCAUCGAUCGAGGAUCAAGCCCGACUGGCUGUGCAGUUCGCGGAGAGUCUGCCCCAACGGACCUCCCCGGGCAACAAGGUGAUGACGCCGUCUCAGUUUGAGCAUUACCGUAAACAGCAGGAACUCCGGCGGUCCAGGAGUGACGCAUCCAAGAGCGAUGAUGAGUCGGUCAAUGACGAAUUUGACGAAGACGAUGAGGCAGAGAAGCAGCGAGAGGCGGAACGCCAGCGUCGGAAGCAAGAGGCUCACCUAUCUGUUUAUCGCCAGCAGAUGAUGAAGGUGACUGGUCAGCUGGCCGUUGAGCCAACACUGCGUCCGGAGAUGAGCGGGGCCCGCAGCAGCACUCCCAACCUCAUGUCUCGUCUGUCCAACCCAGGCGACAAGUCCACCAGCGGAAAGAGCAGCGAGGAUGAUGACGAGGAGGUGCCGUUGGGUAUCCUGGCCGCGCACGGGUUCCCCAACCGCAAUCGUCCACCCACCCGCUUGACCAGCACCGGCUCCAAUCCAAAUCUUCGCGCAUCCAUACAGCCAUCGUAUAUGUCAUCCGCUAACUCGGUGACGGGUGCUGAACAUGAUAUCGGUAAACGAAACAGCAGCUUGCCUGUCUUCGCCCGGAACCUGCCACGGGAUCCCUACUUCGGUGCUGGCCUGGUCAAUCCGUCCAACCGCGAGUCUCUGGCCAUGGGUGGAGGCUCGGUAUACGGGGGCUCGCAGUCUCCGAUGCCGCCGCCAGGAGGUCUUGUGGGCGUUAUCGCUAACGAGGAGCGUGCCCGCGCCACGAGACGUGGAAGUCCCAAUACACAAGCCAUGUACAAUAUGGGAGAUGUUCCUCGGCCAUACUCGAUGAUGCCACAACCACAGAACAUGUCUACCAGCGAACAGCAAGCCCAGAUUGAGUUGUCGCAACAGAUGCAACAGAUGAUGCAAAUGCAAAUGCAGUGGAUGCAGCAGAUGAUGCAGAUGCAGGGCUACCAGGGCCCGCCACUGCCUCUGCCGCCGAUGAUGAUGAAGGGCGGCAUGCCCACCCCUCCAGCGUGGGGGGCGGGCCCCAUGCCAGGAACACCGAUGGGCCCUCCCUCGAUGAUGGCAGGGAUGCCACCGCCUCCUUCAAUGAGCGGAGCCAACCCAAACAUGAGACCGAUGUCAGUCGCUCCCGGGUCUCAGUUUGACCACCGCACCCUCAGCAUGCUGGACCCCAAUAUCUCGACUCGUCAUACCGGAUCGCCGAUGCCACCUCUUUCCAAUAGCACUUUCCGCCCAAGCACCGCUACCGGCGGCUACGCCUCGUCCAUUGCCCCGUCAGAGCGCAGCAACGCAGGAAUGGCCUCGCGGUACAGACCGGUAUCCGUCAUGCAUGGCGGCGACCCAGGACACAUGAAUAAGGGCUGGAGCGACGAAAACAGCCCCAACAAGACUCUGACCGUGCCCUCACAACAGCCUCGUGCGCAACUCCCCAAAUCCACAUCGCUUGCUACCAUCACCAUUCGCCCUGUCCCGACUGAUCGUCUGUCUGCCUCUGGUGGUAAAAAGGUGCUCGCUGGAUCGGAUGACGAGGACGACGACGAGGCCUGGGCAGAAAUGAUGAAGAAGCGCGAUAAGAAGAAAAGCUCCUGGAAGAUGAAGCGGGCUACCUCGUCCCUUGGAGAUCUGUUGAGUGCCGUGCAUUAG